Molecule: messenger RNA, 575 nt
Organism: Saccostrea cuccullata (small rock oyster)
Lineage: Eukaryota; Metazoa; Mollusca; Bivalvia; Ostreida; Ostreidae
Exons: 2
Coding region: 66-434 (122 amino acids)
Source: RefSeq, a predicted model, not a curated record
UGUUACGUCACAAAUAGAUUGUGUGUUGUUAGAUACAGUCAUUGCAUUGGCGCUCUGUAAAGAUCAUGGGUCUUUUUCAGAGUUGUUUUGCCAAAAAUAACAAAGUGGGCGUGAUGAAGGAAGAGAUAGAGGCGUACGAGAAAGUACGACGUACAAUGGUUACAAAGGAAGUAACAAAAAAGAAAGGCGGUGUGGCCUUUGAUCUCACCUUCGUUUCAGAGGAAAUCCCAAAGAUGCCUCCACCCAGAUUGCUUGAAAACAAAAAGGAGGAUUUUGAGAAAUGGAGAGAGUCUCAGGAAAAAGCCCAGACAGAGAAGCAGGAGCGGGCACAGCAGAAGAGAGAGGAAGCCCGUAUCCAGAAAGAGAUUGAAGUGGCCCACAAGGAGAUGGAGAGGCUCGAGAAAUAUGUCAACAUCGAUAGCACUGCCCAAUGAAUUAGACUCUUGAUAUCAUUGACUAAAAUUUUAAUUAACACAAUACUUUAAUCUGUAAUUUUUAACAUUGGAACCAAAGAGGGGACACCCGAGCUCUUUAUAAGCUGUGUUUGGCUUUUAAUUUCACCUGUUUCUUUCUUU